AUGAACGAAAUAUAUAAAUGGUUAUUAUUUAAAAGGUUAUUUCGGGGAAGAAAAAAAAUAUUGGGUGAAGAUUCUAAAAAUGGUGAACAAACAACUAUAAAAAAUAGUUUUUGUAAUAACGCUAAGAAAAAAUAUUGCUCAAGAAAGAUGGAAGUUGAAAUAUUGGGCGAACCAAGAAUAAGAAAAACAUGUUUAUCACCAAGGUCAACACCAAUUCUACUAGAAAUAAACUUUUGUUCUGAAAUAAAUAAUGAUGAAAAAAAGUUGUCCAAAUCAAUAAAAGUAGAGUGGGAAUCGACUCAAGAUGAAAUAGUUACAAAAAAAUAUUUUUAUCUAGAUAGUCAAGAAGAAAGUAACUAUGAAAAAUUGCAAAAUAAUGAGAAUGAACUAAGUGUGGCAUAUUUAGGAAGGCAAAAUAAAAGAGUAUAUUCAGAGAGAAAUGAGUUAAUGGAGAUGAAAAUAAGAGCCUGUAAUGAUGAGUUUGAUUCAACAAAAGUCAAUUUAUCAAAAAAAAGUAGGAUAGAAAUGACUAAUUCAAGACACCUAAAUUUGGGAAAAAAUACUAAUGAUAAUGAAAACUAUUAUAAUAAUGAAUAUGAGGACUUGGUAUUAGUGGAAGAGUGGUUAUUUGAAAAAUAA
Cryptosporidium ubiquitum is the source of this 639-nucleotide messenger RNA. RefSeq lists its product as uncharacterized. The transcript has a single exon. Lineage: Eukaryota; Apicomplexa; Conoidasida; Eucoccidiorida; Cryptosporidiidae. The record is from RefSeq and is a predicted model, not a curated record. The coding region runs from base 1 to 639 and encodes 212 amino acids.